Messenger RNA from Lactuca sativa (garden lettuce), 592 nucleotides. It is a transcript of the gene CDC25, whose product is annotated as Rhodanese/Cell cycle control phosphatase superfamily protein. Gene Ontology annotation, molecular function: protein tyrosine phosphatase activity. The record is from RefSeq and is a predicted model, not a curated record. Lineage: Eukaryota; Viridiplantae; Streptophyta; Magnoliopsida; Asterales; Asteraceae. Gene Ontology annotation, cellular component: cytoplasm; nucleus.
UAAUUCUUUAUGUUCACCGCUGCGAUCAAAAAGUCUACCAUCUGCGUCUGCCAAAUUUCUCCGGUGCUAGCAGCAACAAUGGCGAAAAACGUAUCAUUCAUCACUGGAUCUGAGCUCCUAUCUCUCAAAGAACGCUCUAAUGUCGCCAUCGUUGACGUCAGGGACGAUGAACGAAGUCACGAUGGACAUAUAGCUGGAUCACUCCACUUCGCCAGCGAUACUUUUCAGGACAGGAUCCCUAAUCUCGUUCAAGCCGCUAAAGGGAAAGAUACCCUAGUCUUUCACUGUGCCCUUAGCCAGGUUCGUGGGCCGAAAUGUGCACGUAGAUUUGCAGACUAUCUUGCUGAAGGGAAAGUGGAUGCAGGGAUAAAGAAUAUAAUGGUGCUGGAACGCGGUUAUAAUGGCUGGGAAGCUUCUGGUAAACCUGUUUGUCGCUGUCGUGGGUCCACUUGCAAAGGGGGAUGCUAAAUCCACAUACAUGUAUUGCUAUACAUCAUAUCAUACUUGGCUUUUAUUUCUUGUGUAUAAUUAAAAUCCUAUACAUUGAAUGGUUGUCAAUCCAAAUAAUAUGAGAGGGAAGCUGUUAUAUUCU